AUGGUGCAAGGUUCUUUCAAGCGUCAAGUCGAGGUUGGCCGUGUCGUCCUCAUCAACUACGGUACCGACAGCGGCAAGCUCGCCGUCAUUGUUGACAUCGUCGACCACAACCGUGCUCUCAUCGAUGGCCCCACCACCGGUGUCACCCGCAAGGCUUUCCCCUUCCGCCGCAUGACUUUGACCCGUUUCGUUGUCAAGGAUCUUCCCCGUGGUGCCGGUCAGACCGUUCUCAAGAAGUACUUGGAGAAGAACCAGACCGUUGCUAACUGGGAGAAGUCCGCAUGGGCCCAGAAGCUCGCUGUCCGCAAGGUCCGUGCUGGUCUCACCGACUUUGACCGUUUCAAGGUCCAGAAGUUCAAGAGCCAGCGUCGUUAUGCCGUUGCUGGUGCUGUCGCCAAGGCCAAGAAGGCUUAA
Molecule: messenger RNA, 414 nt
Organism: Phycomyces blakesleeanus NRRL 1555(-)
Lineage: Eukaryota; Fungi; Mucoromycota; Mucoromycetes; Mucorales; Phycomycetaceae
Exons: 3
Coding region: 1-414 (137 amino acids)
Biological process (GO): translation; ribosomal large subunit biogenesis
Cellular component (GO): ribosome; cytosolic large ribosomal subunit
Molecular function (GO): structural constituent of ribosome; RNA binding
Source: RefSeq, a predicted model, not a curated record